AUGUUACAGACGUAUAAGAAGAAAAGUUCGAGACUUAGUUGGUCCAUGGAAAACAUGAAACAGGCAGUUGAUGCAGUCUUAAGCAAAACUGCUGGCUAUAGAAAAGCAGCUCACCUGUAUAGUGUACCACAGACCACAUUAGAGCGUCACGACGCUAAAAUAAGGAAAGGCGAGCUGUCUCUUGACUCUACUCCAGGUAACUUCAAGCCCGUGUUUUCGAAACAAGAAGAAGAGGAGCUGGUAAGGUACAUUAUAGAAAUGGAGGAAAGUUUGUUUGGUUUAACCACUAUCGCCAUCCGGAAGCUAGCUUAUCAGCUAGCGGAAAAAAUGAAUCAGAUCAAACUAAACAAAAAAAAUUUUGAAGCAAUACAACAAUAUUCUGAAAUAGAUCCACUACAUACAACUCCGAAUGAACUUCAAAUACAGAGUAUGGAUAUUGGCAGUGAUCCUCAGGUGCGUAAGCUGAACACUGAAACUGAAUCAAAUGCUGAAUUAGAUCCACUUUGUACAACUCCAGAUGAACUUCAAAUACAUAGUAUGAAUACUUCUGUAAAUGAAGUUGAAGCUACAAUAAAUGUUGAAUUGUUCAACAAUGACAUUCAGGUAGAUAUUUGUUACAUUGAAGGAAAAGGCGAAAACGUGGAAGAUGAGGGGCUUGGUUAUAACAUGGUAAUGAAACUUUGCGAUAACUUGCCAGAAAAUACUCUAGUUGCAUUCGACAACUUUUUCACGAGCUGCAACUUACAAGAUGAUCUGUACCAUAUGAAAAUAUUCGCUUUUGGAACAGUGAGAACAAACCGGAAAGAUCUUCCGAACAUUACGCAAAAAGCUCAACCUAAAAAUCUUAAACUUCAAAAGCAUCAAUUUACAUCUAUAACUGGCAAGCCUAUUACUGCAAUCAAGUGGCUAGAUACCAGAGAUGUCACUGUGUUAACAGCCCGUCACCCAACUGAUGUGUUGUUUGUAAAAAGAACAAAAUGA
Parnassius mnemosyne (clouded apollo) is the source of this 981-nucleotide messenger RNA. Lineage: Eukaryota; Metazoa; Arthropoda; Insecta; Lepidoptera; Papilionidae. The record is from the annotation of a GenBank genome assembly.